CACUGAUUAAGGAUUUUAAGCUGCUCCAGAUAAUGUCAGCAGGAACUAUCAAUAGCUUUUUGCGAAAAGCUUUAAAUCUCUCAGACAACGUUUCUCAGCUAUAUUGGUGUGCUUUUUAAAAUCUGCGUGAAUAUUCGCAAAAAGGUGUUGUUUGUACAGCUGAAGUGCUAAUUGCAAAUGAGUGUAUAUAUGUUUAUUAGCCAAAGAAUUGAAAAAUCAUCACCAAAACUUGAUGUGAGCGUUCUAGAUCUGGUGGACAUUCCUAGCAAAAAUUUUGGAUUGUUACCGUUUUUCGGGGGCUGUUCUCAUCAAUAUUUAUAUAAUUUACUGGCAUUUUAAUUAUUUCAUGUAAUGUCUGCUACAAAGCGUCUUGUUUGUUCCAGAAGAAUACCAAUUCCUAUCAGAAGAGCCGACUGACGAUUCACGCCUCAUUCUAAGUUUGUGUGGGUUAAGAGGAACUUAAUCUUGACAAUAGAAGCACAUAGUUGCAUAUCAUCAAAGGCUAGGACUUCUUGAUUUAAAGUUUCUGUCUAUGUUAUCGCGGCUACUCAGAAAGCGAAAGGAUCCAAUAAUGGACAGAGGAUCGUAUUCUGAGUUAAGUCAAACCGACGGAUCCAUCCAAGGCGUUGAACUGGAGGUCAGCAUUUCGCCAUUAGCAGAAUCUCCAGCUGAUGAAUCAUCCACAAGCAACAGGGAUCACGAAAGACGUACCGACUAUGUUCUGGUGUACGAGACUUGCAAAGAGAAAGAUGAAAAGGACGAAGAAUCCAAGAAGGAGGCAGAGGCUCUGGCACAAUCACGGAGAUCUUUUGAAAGACGCCUUCAAAAGAAAGGUUUGAUCCUUCAACAUGAAACUGUCAUUGCAGAGAAGGAACCUGAAGUACAACGCCAUUUUGUCUUGAUCCACGCCCCUUGGGAACUAUUAGCCAGCCGCGCCGAAGAUAUGAAAUUGAAGGUACCUCUCCAGCCCAGUGAUGUGGAGUUUACCUCAUGGCCUCAAUCUUUCUGUGGACGUGAUCGAUUAGAGAAAAUGGCCAGCUGGAAUCCCUUGAUCAUUCAUGAUGCCACGGUUAGAGAAAAAGCUGAUAAUUUUAUGGGUCGUUUCGAUAAAGAGCAUCUGACAACGUACAUGAAUCAUGAAGACAAGGAAAUGUUCUUUCCCACCGUGGAUAGAAUGCACAUUGUCUAUCAGAUACUGCAGAACACCCGAUUUGCACAAGAUCCACACUGCCUUGGACUGAAGAGGCUUGUCUUGGAUGGAGCCUACAUCGCACACUAUCCAUUGCACGAAGGUACAGAAAAACUAGGCGAUGGGGAUUUUCCAGUCAAUGAUCGGCAACGCUUGAAGAGAGAUUGGGCUCGACUGGGCCGAUGUUUCAAGUACCAACCCUACGAUGCCAUUAAGGAUUACUUUGGUCACGAAAUUGGCCUGUACUUCGCCUGGCUUGGAUUUUACUCCGCGAUGCUGAUUCCACUCGCAAUCGUUGCUUUGAUCGUGUUCUUGUACGGCAUAAUAACAACAGGCUCCCACGCCCCUGUACAAGACAUAUGUGAUGAAAGGAACGACGGUGUUUGGUACAUGUGUCCAUUGUGCGAUCGGCAGUGCAGUUACUGGAAUUUGGCUCCAACGACCUGUCUUUACGCUUACGUCACGAAUGUCUUUGAUAACGAUGCUACAGUUAUUUUGGCGCUUGCUGCAUCCAUUUGGGCCACGCUCUUUCUUGAGUUUUGGAAACGUCGGGAGGCUUCUUUGGCAUCCGAAUGGCACACCUCGGACUUUGAAGAAGAAGAGGAACCACUUCGUCCAGAGUAUGUUAAGAGCCUGACAGAAGAAGAAAGGAAUCCUUUCAAGCCAGAUCCAGGGACUGGGAAGAUUGUGUAUAGAGCCUCUAAGAUGAAGCAGUAUCGUCGCUAUGCCACAGUUUUCAGCGUGGUUGCUUUCAUGAUAUGUUUGGUGAUAGCUGCAAUCAUCGGUGUGGUGGUGUUCCGAGCAGCAACCUUCGCCAUUCUCAGUAGCAACCCAGACCGUGUUAUCCAGAAGCGUGCUCGUAUACUGACAACUGGCUUUGCUGCCUGCAUCAAUCUUGUGGCCAUCACGGCACUGAAGUACGCAUACAACAAGCUGGCCGUUUGGUUAACCAACUGGGAGAAUCCUGCAACUCGUAGUGCUUAUGAAGACAGUUUCACGUGGAAGAUGGCCUUGUUUCAGUUUGUCAACACCUUUGCCUCAAUUAUCUACAUCGCAUUCUUCAAGUCACAGUCAAUUGUGGGAUCUCCGGGAAGAUACAGACGAAUUUUAGGCAAGUACCGACAAGACGGAUGUAGUGAACAAGGUUGCUUCUUGGAGCUCUGCAUCCAGAUCGCGAUCAUUAUGGUUGGACAACAGAUUAUUGGCAACGUUAUUGAAGUUGGCAUACCAUCGUUUCAGUUGUGGUUGAAACGGAGGAAGGCAGGAGAUUCUGGUGACCGUCCGCAAUACGUUAAGGACCAUGAACUGAGCGAAUUGGAGGAUCACUACCUGUUCUGGGACUACCUGGAAAUAGUCCUCCAGUACGGCUUUGUGACUAUGUUUGUGGCAGCCUUUCCACUCGCACCAAUCUUCGCUCUUAUUAACGCGGUUUUGGAAAUCCGAGUGGAUGCCAUCAACUUCGUGUGUUAUCACCGACGGCCCAGAGCCGUUCGAGUUGAAGACAUAGGGGCGUGGCACGGUGUUCUCGCGGCAGUGACCAAGAUUGCGGUGCUAAUGAACGCUUUCAUUUUGGCAUUCACCUCGGAAUUCAUCCCUAAGCUCGUAUACAAGUAUAUGUUUGCACCGGACCGAAACUCUCCUGGAGGAGGAACUUUAAAGGGAUACAUCAACAACAGUCUCGCUUAUAUUGAUCUCAAAACACUUUACGCGUGGGAGCCUGGAACAGAACCUAUGGACCCUACUGCGAACGUGAACUACACAAGAGAGUACUGCAGGUAUUCUGGCUACUUUGACAGCACAUAUCCAUAUAAUCGCUCUAAAGAAUACUGGAAUGUGGUUGCUGCCAGACUCGCUUUUGUGGUGGUCUUCCAAUUUCUUGUCUACUCCAUAACCAGCUUGAUAGCCUGGGCUGUCCCGGAUGUCCCUGAGAACCUGAAGUUCAAACAAGAAAGAGAAAGACAAGUGGUGAAAGAGAAGUUAGGAGUUCCUAGUGACGACGAUGAUAGUGGCGAGGAUGGGGAGAAUGACGCAGACAAAACGACCGAUGACGUAGCCCUUGUUUCUGCCAUCUAACUAAAGCAGUUUAUAAAAACAACAAUUCAUAUCUAAAUUUGUUUUAAAACAUAAAUUUAGCCCCGUGAGAAAAGUAUUUCUACAUAUAUUUAGCUAUAGAUUUAUAUGCAAUUAUCAAACUAGUAUUAAGAAGCUAUUAACCGUAGACAAAGAAUCUCUAGUGUAUAAGCUGGAUCAGGCUUUGGCAGGACUUUCGCACAAAAUGUCCUUUAAGUUAUGGACUCGCGCAUGAAAUUAUUAAGGGUGAUUAAACUAGGUGGCUUGGUAUAAAGUCAUGUUUCAAAUUAAUUAAUUUGCGUCCUUGAAAAAGUAAAUGAUCGUCAUGCUCUCGUUGUGGAAGUAACACGUAUUGAAAGCCAUCGUAAUCUAGCAUGCUUGGUCUGGAUGAUAUAGAUUUGUUCUAUUAGAAAAAAUCAAUAUUACAUAUAUCACUUUGUAAAAGGACUCUAUAGGAUAAUUUCGUCGACUAUGUCAUGUCUUUGUGAAGAAUCAGCCUUUGAUAUCAAUACAAGAAUUGUAUCAAAAUGGAUGAAUGUGAACCAUGAUUAUUCCUUCGUGUGUCAGAAUUUCAAGCCGAAUCUGCGUAACCAGAGGAAAAAAAUCGACGCUGUAAAAGCGUUGGGAGCUCCAGGCUGCGAAAGAGGCAAGGAAAAGAGGGCUUAUCGGCAGUCUAUAGAAAAUGUUAAAAACAAGUCAACUGAAUAUU
Molecule: messenger RNA, 3968 nt
Organism: Pocillopora damicornis (cauliflower coral)
Lineage: Eukaryota; Metazoa; Cnidaria; Anthozoa; Scleractinia; Pocilloporidae
Product: anoctamin-4
Biological process (GO): chloride transmembrane transport
Cellular component (GO): plasma membrane
Molecular function (GO): protein dimerization activity; chloride channel activity
Source: RefSeq, a predicted model, not a curated record